AUGUCGAAUAGUAUCAAAGUCGUGGCCCGGUUCAGGCCGCAGAACCGCACCGAGAUUGAGCUCGGGGGCCAGCCGAUUGUUACCUUUGAGUCCGAGGAUACAUGUUUGCUCGACUCAAAGGAAGCCUCCGGAUCCUUCACCUUCGACCGCGUGUUUGACAUGAACUCGCGCCAGAAGGAUGUCUUCGAUUUUUCUAUCCGGUCCACGGUGGACGAUAUCCUCAACGGCUACAAUGGAACCGUCUUCGCAUAUGGUCAGACGGGGGCGGGGAAGUCGUAUACCAUGAUGGGGACGGAUAUCGCGGACGACGAGGGCAGAGGUGUGAUUCCCCGAAUCGUGCAGCAGAUCUUUCAGAGCAUUUUGUCGAGCCCCUCUACCAUCGAAUACACGGUCCGAGUCAGCUACAUGGAAAUCUAUAUGGAGCGUAUUCGAGAUCUUUUGGCCCCCCAGAACGACAACCUCCCGGUCCACGAAGAGAAGAAUAGGGGUGUUUAUGUUAAGGGGCUACUGGAAGUCUACGUCUCGAGCGUGGAGGAGGUGUAUGAGGUGAUGAAGAGAGGAGGCAGUUCAAGGGCUGUUGCCGCUACCAAUAUGAACCAGGAAUCCUCCCGAUCACACUCCAUAUUCGUCAUCACGAUUACGCAGAAGAACGUCGAGACCGGCUCGGCCAAGAGUGGGCAGCUCUUCCUAGUUGAUUUGGCAGGUAGCGAGAAAGUUGGCAAGACUGGUGCCAGCGGACAGACUCUUGAAGAGGCCAAGAAGAUCAACAAGAGUUUGAGUGCUCUGGGUAUGGUCAUCAACAAUUUGACGGACGGGAAAUCACAGCACAUUCCAUAUCGAGACUCGAAGCUUACGCGUAUAUUACAAGAGAGUUUGGGAGGAAACAGUCGAACAACGCUUAUCAUCAACUGCUCGCCGAGUAGCUACAACGAUGCGGAAACCCUCAGUACGCUUCGAUUUGGUAUGCGAGCGAAGGCUAUCAAGAACAAAGCCAAGAUCAAUGCCGAGAUUAGUCCUGCAGAGCUCAAGGCGAUGCUCAAGAAGGCGCAAUCGCAGAUCACAAGCUUCGAGCAAUAUGUGCACACAUUGGAUGCAGAGGUUCAGCAAUGGCGAUCUGGAGAGUCUGUACCCAAAGAUAAGUGGGCACCUCCGCUGGCCGGAGUUGGCAUUGCCAAAUCGGAAUCGAAAACACCAAGACCAUCGACCCCAUCGCGACUGAUGGAAAGAGCAGAGACCCCAGCGAUCUCAGAGCGGUCAGCUACACCUAGUUUGCCCAUGGACAAGGACGAGCGGGAAGAGUUCUUAAGACGUGAGAACGAGCUCCAAGAUCAGAUCGCCGAGAAGGAGACACAAAUUGCCGCCGUCGAGAAGCUUCUUCGGGAAACGAAAGAGGAGCUUGCGUACAUGAAGGAGCGUGAUACCAAGACCAACAGGGAGAACGAGAGAUUGCAGAGUGAGACCAAUGAGUUCAAGAUGCAGCUCGAGAGGUUAUCAUUCGAGAGCAAAGAAGCUCAAAUUACUAUGGACAGUCUUAAGGAAGCGAACGCGGAGCUUACCACGGAACUUGAUGAUGUGAAGCAGCAAUUAUUAGACGUCAAGAUGAGCGCCAAGGAGAGCGGCGCCGUUUUGGACGAGAAGGAGAAAAAGAAGGCCGAGAAGAUGGCGAAGAUGAUGGCCGGCUUCGACCUUGGAGGAGAUGUUUUCAGCGACAAUGAACGAAAAAUCAAGGAGGUUAUUGACGAAGUCGAUGCUCUCCACGAGCAAAGUGCAGCCGGCGAGGCCAUCGCACCAGACUCCCUGGACAACCUCCGAGCGCGAUUAGUUGAGACACAAGGCAUUGUCCGCCAGGCCGAGCUCUCUGUUUACGGUAAUCUUGCGAAUGAUGCCGGCACCAAACGGAGAGAAGAGCUCGAACAGCGUCUCCAGGCCGUGGAGCGAGAAUAUGAAGAGCUCCUGGAGCGCAAUCUCAGCGAAGCCGACGUCGCUGAAGUCAAGGAGCGCCUUGCGCAGGCCUACUCCAACAAACAAGACGUCCACAAUGAACUUAUCGAAGACCUCAAAGCGGACCUCGCUCAAAAGACUGCUGAGCUCCAGAAAUACAGAGCAGUGAACGAAGAUCUGCAGCAAAAGGUCAAGAGCGGUGUGGCGAAUGGCUCAGCGAGCGGAAAAUCUAAUGGCAAGACCGUCCAACAACAAAUCGCCGAGUUCGACGUCAUGAAGAAGAGCCUCAUGCGUGAUCUACAGAACCGAUGCGAGAGAGUCGUUGAGUUGGAGAUUUCCCUGGAUGAGACGAGAGAACAAUACAACAAUGUACUCCGCUCAUCGAACAACCGCGCGCAGCAGAAGAAGAUGGCAUUUUUGGAACGUAAUUUGGAGCAGUUGACGCAUGUGCAACGACAGCUAGUGGAACAGAACGGCAGUCUCAAGAAGGAGGUUGCGAUUGCGGAACGGAAAUUGAUCGCGAGAAAUGAGAGGAUACAGAGUCUGGAAUCAUUAUUGCAAGACUCGCAGGAGAAGUUAACAGCCGCGAAUCAUCGAUUCGAAGCCCAACUCACAGCCGUCAAAGAGCGUCUCGAAGCCGCUAAGGUGGGUUCAACCCGCGGUCUCAGCUCCCCUACAGGUGGUGGGUUCCCAUUCGGUUCCCGCAUCGCGAAACCAUUGAGAGGCGGUGGCGCUGGUACAGAAGGCGCGGGAAGUGGCUCUAUUCCUACUAUCCAGGGCCUUCAGAACGAGGUGACUGGUAGCUCGGGGAGCUCGGGGAAGAGGACUAGUUGGUUUUUCUCUGGACAGAAAUAA
Molecule: messenger RNA, 2796 nt
Organism: Amorphotheca resinae ATCC 22711
Lineage: Eukaryota; Fungi; Ascomycota; Leotiomycetes; Helotiales; Amorphothecaceae
Exons: 3
Coding region: 1-2796 (931 amino acids)
Biological process (GO): microtubule-based movement
Molecular function (GO): microtubule motor activity; microtubule binding; ATP binding
Source: RefSeq, a predicted model, not a curated record